Messenger RNA from Juglans microcarpa x Juglans regia, 4772 nucleotides. Its product is annotated as pleiotropic drug resistance protein 1-like. The record is from RefSeq and is a predicted model, not a curated record. Gene Ontology annotation, cellular component: membrane. The coding region runs from base 194 to 4612 and encodes 1472 amino acids. Gene Ontology annotation, molecular function: ATP binding; ATP hydrolysis activity; ABC-type transporter activity. Lineage: Eukaryota; Viridiplantae; Streptophyta; Magnoliopsida; Fagales; Juglandaceae. The transcript is spliced from 22 exons.
CCAACCCUAUAGAAAGAACGACAACACUUCUGGGUUUUGGUUGGUUUUUGCAGUUGUUGCAGCAUCGUUCUUUGGUACUUCUGUCCACAAGGAUUACAAAUCGUACAUAUAGUAAAUUUCUGAAAAAAAUAAAAAUAUUUCUGGGUUUUGGCUGUUUUAGCAGCAGCAUUAAUCUUUUGUUGGGGGUCUAAUAAUGGACGCCUCUGGUGAUAUCUACAAGGUCAGUGGUAGUUUACGAGGAAGUUUACGAUUACGCGGUUCGUCGGCAUGGAGGAAUAAUGCUAUGGAUGUUUUCUCGAAGUCUUCACGAGAAGAAGAUGACGAAGAAGCUCUUAAAUGGGCUGCCCUCGAAAAACUUCCAACGUUUGAUCGCCUAAGAAAAGGUAUACUAACUACUUCGAAAGGCGAGGCCAGUGAAGUUAAUAUACAGAGUCUUGGAUUUGAAGAAAGGAAGAAAUUGCUAGAGAGGUUGGUGAAAUUGGCCGAAGAGGAUAAUGAAAAGUUUUUGUUAAAGGUCAGGAAUCGGAUAGAUAGAGUUGGGAUCGAUCUUCCAGCAAUCGAAGUCCGAUUUGAGCACGUUAAUAUCGAUGCAGAAGUUUUUGUAGGAAGCAGAGCUUUGCCUUCAUGCUUUAACUUCUGUAUCAGUAUCGUAGAGGGGUUUUUGAAUUUUGCCCAUAUUCUAUCAAAUAAGAAGAAACACUUGUCUAUCCUUAAAGAUGCCAGUGGCGUGAUCAAGCCAAGGAGAAUGACUUUGCUAUUGGGUCCUCCAAGUUCUGGAAAGACAACACUGUUAUUGGCUUUGGCUGGAAAGCUCGACCCAGAUCUGAAGUUCUCUGGGAGGGUAACUUAUAAUGGCCAUGACAUGAAUGAGUUCGUGCCUCAAAGAACUGCAGCCUAUAUCAGUCAAUUUGAUCUCCAUAUUGGAGAAAUGACUGUAAGGGAAACCUUGGCCUUCUCAGCAAGGUGCCAAGGGAUCGGAUCACGUUAUGAUAUGCUAGCAGAGUUGUCUAGAAGAGAAAAAGAGGCAAAUAUCAAACCUGAUCAAGAUGUUGAUAUCUACAUGAAGGCAGCAACAACUGAAGGCCAAGAGGCUGCUGUGGCGACAGAUUAUAUAUUGAAGGUUUUGGGUUUAGAAGCGUGUGCUGAUACCAUGGUUGGAGAUGAAAUGUUGAGGGGUAUUUCUGGAGGACAAAGAAAGCGUGUGACAACAGGUAAACGAGUUACAUGGAAAAUAAAACUCACUUUUCUUGAUACGAGUUUCCUAUUUGAUAAUCUAUGUAACCCAAUUACAGGGGAAAUGAUGGUCGGACCAGCAAAGGCAUUGUUUAUGGACGAAAUAUCUACAGGAUUGGACAGCUCGACAACUUUCCAAAUUGUGAAUUCGCUCAGGCAAUAUGUUCAUAUUCUCGAUGGAACAGCAGUCAUUUCUCUACUGCAGCCUGCACCAGAGACAUACAAUCUUUUCGAUGAUAUCAUUCUCCUCUCGGAUGGCUACAUUGUGUACCAGGGAUCCCGUGAAAACGUUCUCGAGUUUUUUGAAUCCAUGGGCUUUAAAUGUCCUGAUAGGAAAGGCGUGGCUGACUUUCUACAAGAGGUGACGUCAAGGAAAGAUCAAGAGCAGUAUUGGGCACGCAAAGAUGAGCCUUACAGUUUUGUCACGACCCAGGAAUUCGCCGAGGCAUUCCAAUCAUUCCAUGUGGGAAGAAGAAUAGGAGAUGAACUUGCAACUCCCUAUGACAAGACAAAAAGUCACCCAGCUGCAUUGACCACCAAAAAGUACGGUGUUAGUCAGAAGGAGCUAAUAAAAGCUUCCUUUUCAAGAGAAUACUUGCUGAUGAAAAGGAAUUCGUUUGUUUAUGUCUUCAAGUUAUCACAACUUUUCUUUAUGGCACUGAUUGCAAUGACAAUUUUCCUACGAACGAAAAUGCCACGUGAAGAUGCAACUGAUGGAGGAAUUUACACCAAUGCUUUGUUCUUCACUGUGAUUAUGAUUAUGUUUAAUGGAAUGGCAGAGUUGUCUAUGACCAUUAUAAAGCUUCCUGUCUUUUACAAGCAAAGGGACCUCCUCUUCUAUCCCUCAUGGGUGUAUGCUAUUCCUCAAUGGAUCCUCAAAAUCCCGAUAACAUUUUUAGAAGUUGCUGUUUGGGUAUUCAUGACCUACUAUGUCAUUGGAUUUGAUCCGAAUGUCGGAAGGUUGUUUAAGCAAUACCUCCUGCUAGUACUUGUAAACCAAAUGGCCUCUGGACUAUUCCGAUUUAUGGCAGCAUUGGGGAGGAGCAUGAUUGUUGCUAAUACCUUUGGGACUUUUGCAUUCCUCUUGCUUUUUGCCUUGGGUGGCUUUAUCCUCGCCAAAGAGGAUAUAAAGAAAUGGUGGAUAUGGGGUUACUGGAUAUCACCUUUGAUGUAUGGGCAAAAUGCACUAGUAGUUAACGAGUUCCUGGGAAACAAUUGGAAAAAAGUUCUCCCAAACACAACUGAACCACUGGGAGUUACAGUGCUGAAGAAUCGUGAUUUCGUCACCGACGCCUAUUGGUAUUGGAUUGGUGCAGGUGCAACUGUUGGAUUCAUCUUCCUUUUCAACAUUGGUUUCCCCAUCGCUCUUGCUUAUCUUAACCCAUUUGGAAAGUCACAGUCUACAAAAUCAGACGAACCGGAAAGCAAUGAAGAGGGCAAGAGGACAGGGGGAGGCAUACAGUUAACACAGAGAGAAAACAGCUCGAGUCAGAGGGGAAGUACCUCAUCAGCAAUUGAGGCCAGUCGUAAUGGCAAAAGAGGAAUGGUCCUUCCAUUUGAACAACAUUCCAUCACUUUUGAUGAGAUUAUAUAUUCUGUUGACAUGCCACAGGAAAUGAAGGAGCAGGGUGUCCUUGAGGAUAAACUGGUGCUUCUGAAGGGUGUGAGCGGUGCUUUCAGGCCUGGUGUUCUCACUGCUUUGAUGGGUGUUAGUGGUGCUGGUAAAACAACACUGAUGGAUGUGCUGGCUGGUAGGAAAACUGGUGGAUAUAUAGAGGGGAACAUCACAAUUUCGGGUUACCCAAAGAAGCAAGAAACGUUUGCUCGAAUUUCUGGGUACUGUGAGCAAAAUGACAUUCAUUCUCCUCAUGUUACCGUGUACGAGUCCUUGCUCUAUUCAGCAUGGCUCCGCUUAUCCUCUGCCGUUGAUUCCGAAACAAGAAAGAUGUUCAUUGAGGAAGUCAUGGAGCUUGUGGAGCUGAACCCAUUGAGGAAUGCACUUGUUGGGUUGCCUGGUGUAAAUGGUCUCUCUACUGAGCAGCGCAAGAGGCUCACUAUUGCAGUCGAGCUUGUGGCAAACCCCUCCAUAAUAUUCAUGGAUGAACCAACUUCAGGUCUAGAUGCAAGAGCUGCCGCAAUUGUCAUGAGAACAGUCAGGAACACAGUAGACACUGGAAGAACGGUUGUGUGCACAAUCCAUCAGCCAAGCAUUGACAUAUUUGAAGCUUUUGAUGAGCUUUUCCUAAUGAAGCGUGGAGGACAAGAGAUAUAUGUUGGGCCAUUGGGUCACCACUCUUGCCAUCUUAUCCAGUAUUUUGAGAGCACCGAAGGAGUCAAAAAAAUUACAGAUGGUUAUAAUCCAGCGACUUGGAUGUUGGAAGUUACAAGUCAAGGGGAAGAAAUUGCUUUGGGUGUAGAUUUUACUGCUGUGUAUAGAAACUCAGAACUAUACAGGAGGAACAAAGCAUUGAUUAAGGAGUUGAGCACACCUGCUCCUGGUUCAAAGGAUCUCUAUUUCUUGACGCAAUAUUCGCAGCCUUUUUGGACUCAAUGCAUGGCUUGCCUAUGGAAACAACGCUGGUCGUAUUGGCGCAACCCACUAUAUACUGCUGUCAGAUUCCUCUUCACUGUAUUCAUAUCCUUGGCAUUCGGGACAAUGUUCUGGGACCUUGGCACCAAGACGAAGAGCAUGCAAGAUUUAUCUAAUGCCAUGGGUUCCAUGUAUGCUGCUGUUCUCUUCCUUGGCGUCCAAAAUGCUUCGUCUGUGCAACCUGUUGUGGCUGUUGAACGAACUGUCUUCUACAGAGAGAGAGCUGCUGGAAUGUAUUCUGCUUUGCCAUAUGCAUUUGGACAGGUUGCAAUUGAGAUCCCAUAUAUUUUCGUGCAAUCUACAGUAUAUGGCAUUAUAGUUUAUGCAAUGAUUGGAUUUGAAUGGACUGCAGCCAAAUUCUUUUGGUACCUAUUUUUCAUGUUUUUCACAUUGUUGUACUUCACCUUCUACGGCAUGAUGAGUGUGGCUUUUACACCAAACCACCAUAUUGCUUCCAUCAUAUCCUCCGCAUUUUAUGGUAUCUGGAACCUGUUUUCUGGAUUCAUAAUCCCUCGACCUAGGAUUCCCAUUUGGUGGAGAUGGUACAGCUGGGCAUGCCCUAUUGCCUGGACAUUGUAUGGACUUGUGGCUUCACAAUUUGGAGAUAUUAAGGAUGCACUUGAAGACAGUGAAAUUUCUGGUGAAACCGUAGAAGAAUACGUGAGAAGGUAUUUUGGAUUCAAGCAUGAUUUUCUGGCAGUUGUGGCAGUUGUGGUUGCUGGGUUUGCCGUGCUCUUUGCAUUUAUCUUUGCGUUUUCGAUCAAGGUCUUUAAUUUCCAAAGGCGUUAGACAGAUUUGUAUUUGAUUAUUUGUAUCGGAUCAUGUUUGGGAUUUAAGUGACAGUGUUGGUUAGGGAGACAAGCUGGCCUAAGAGAAAGAGAGAGAUGCAAUAUGUUGUAUGUAUUCGAGACACUCUUAAUAAGCAAAAGUUAUUGUAUUUAAGGUUGAA